AUGGUGAUCAUUGAAAAGUCUAUUGUUGCUCUUCUGGUCAUGGAGAAGGCUGGAGGAAGACGCAUCUACAACAUUAAUCCUAGGGCAAAGUAUUUGUCCCAUGAGAUUAACCCAACAAUCUUCCAACAGAACGCUGAAGGCAAACAUUCCAAGAAUAAGGAACUGCAUCAGAACCUCCAGUUCAGACUCAUGGAAGACGUGAUGAUAGAUACUGGAAGAGCUCUGAACGCUCGCAAUCUGAAGAGCAUGGGAAUUUUGAAUCAAGUUAGGGUCAAACCAACUUUGGACACCUCUUGGGAAGCUCUUAAAGAUCAGAGAAAGAUCCCAAAUGGACUCUAUCUGUUCUCAGAGAUCGACCCUCCAGAGGUAGUCAUGUACUACUUAGAUGAUCUACACAAACAAGGCGUAGAGUUCUCAGACUUCUCCCUAGACUGGCUGCCAGAUUUUCCUCCAGAUUUCAUGAAGAGGCCACGAGAACCAUCUGAGAAGGCAAAGCAGGCGAAGAGAGCGAAGCUGGGAGAAUCUUCCGGAUCAAGACCUCCAAUACCUCUGGCUGGAUCCUCUGGUAAGUUUGUACCUCUCCCUCCUUCUGUAAAAGUUAAACCUAUUGCUUCCUCAAUCCCUCAACCUUCGCUCAUAUACACUAAGUCAGAAACUCCUCCCUCAACCACUAGACCAUCUAACCAACCCUCGCAAAAAUUCAACCUGGCCACCACAUCUCUACCUAUUUCGGAAGCAGAAAUGCUAAAGGAAACAACCUCACCCUCCUCAUCUUCAUCUCCAGAAUCACCACCCUAUUACACACUUUCAUCAAACACUGAGCCAUCUGACCCCCACUCCCCAACUCUGGCUCAGCUCCAACAACGUGCUCUAGCCUCUCAACAGCCAACACAAUCUAUCCCUGAACCAGAAGUUACCCCUCCACCCACAGAAAACCCAAACACAACCACAUCUGACCCUCCACCAUCCGAACCAAUUCACUCUGAAUCACAACAACACAACUCUGAAAUACCCCCACCAACUACAUCCGCUGAACCACAAACUCCCACACUUAACUUAAGCCCUCCCACUUCUCCACCCCACGCAUCUGAACCUGAAACACCCUUCUAA
Messenger RNA from Lathyrus oleraceus (garden pea), 1110 nucleotides. RefSeq names its product formin-like protein 14. Bases 1 to 1110 code for a protein of 369 amino acids. The record is from RefSeq and is a predicted model, not a curated record. The transcript is spliced from 2 exons. Lineage: Eukaryota; Viridiplantae; Streptophyta; Magnoliopsida; Fabales; Fabaceae.